CGGUUUAUAACAUCGGUUCCUUACUGCCUAUAUAUUCAAAUAACCUAAAUUCGUUUUUCAUCAGCUUCUCUCUGUUUGGUCUCAAAAGUUGAAGAUAUUUUUUCUAGUGGAAUAAUAAUUGAAGGUAUCAUUGAAGUGGUUUUGAAGGUUAAGAUUUGCAAGGAUGGCUUUAGUGUCAGGUGUUAGAUCAACGUUGAAUCCCAAUGCUCCAUUGUACAUCCCCGCUGCUUUGCGACAGGUGGAGGACUUCUCACCUGAAUGGUACGACUUGAUCACAACAUCAAUGUGGUUUCGGGACUAUUGGCUCAGUCAGCACCAGGAAGCUGAAAUGUUGUAUGGAAACCAUGCGGACAACUUUGAGGUGAAUGAUGUCAUUGACUUGCUUCCCGAUGAAAUUGAUCUUGGUGUUGACGAAGAUUUGUUGAUUAUGGAGUCCCAGUUUGAGGAAUUCAUAAAAUUCACUGGGAAUCAAGAGAUGAAACUUUUACCCAGAGAAGGUUUGAGCGAUGCAAAGAAUGGACUCAAGUCUCCGGGAAAGCGCUUUUAGGAGUAGAGGGGUCAUAGAUAGGAGCACCGUAUGCUCUUAGCUAACAUUAAGAUUCUCCUAUAAGCUGUAAUUUCUGUACAGAGCCCAUGUCGAUGCUCAUGUAUGAGUUAUUGUUAAUGCCUUUUCUUUCCCCAGAAAAUCAAGAGACUUUUCGAUCUUGUGUAGAAUGUAGAAAAUGAGAAAAAGAAUGUAUUAUAAGUUAAAGAUAGUUAAAUUACUUUCAUACUGGUUUCCAACUUCCCUUA
This is a messenger RNA of Amaranthus tricolor (Joseph's coat), 792 nucleotides long. RefSeq names its product protein EARLY RESPONSIVE TO DEHYDRATION 15. Bases 164 to 547 code for a protein of 127 amino acids. The record is from RefSeq and is a predicted model, not a curated record. NCBI's taxonomy places the organism in Eukaryota, Viridiplantae, Streptophyta, Magnoliopsida, Caryophyllales, Amaranthaceae. The transcript has 3 exons.